AUGGUGAAGAAGAGGAAGGCGUCAGCUCAAGACGUUGCGGAGGAUGCGGAUCUGGACUUUGAGGAUGAUUGUCAGGAGGAGCCUGAAGAGGAGGAGGAGGUGGUCGAUGCUGAAGCCGAAGCGAACGACGAAGAGGCGGAGGAAGGAGCGAAGAUGAUUUGGAGGCCAGGAGUGGACGCCAUCGAGGAUGGCGAGCAGCUAGACGUGGAGCCUGGGACCUACGACAUGCUUCACCGAGCGCAGGUGGAGUGGCCGUGCCUAUCGCUGGAUGUUCUGCGGGAUGACUUGGGCGCACAGCGCGCCUCAUACCCCAUGACUGCUUACGUGGUUGCUGGGUCUCAAGCUUCCCGCACAGAGGACAAUCGGCUGUAUGUCAUGAAAUGGCAUAAGCUCUACAAGACGUCGAAGGAUGGCAAGGAGGACGAGGACGAGGACGAGAGUGAGGAGGAGAGCGAGGAUGAGCAUGAGGCGGCGCUUGAGUCCAAAACUACUCCGCAUCCUGGCGGUGUCAACCGGGUCCGCUCCAUGCCGCAGGCAGGGCACAUUGUGGCGACCUGGGCGGACACCGGAAAGGUGCAUAUGUGGAAUCUGGAUGCACACCGCAAGGCUUUGGACAAAGGUGGCGCAGCACCGCCGGUGAAGCCCAUCUUCACCAACGAGUCCCACACCGAGGAGGGCUUUGCAAUGGACUUCAGCCCCCACGAGACCGGGCGCUUUCUCUCUGGGAGCAAUGACUCGCAAAUCCUGCUCUGGGACCCAGCGCCAGGAGGCUGGAAGAUCCAGGCAGAGCCCUUCAAAGCCCACAAGUCCUCCGUGGAGGAUGUGCAGUGGAAGAAGCUUGGCAAUAGCGCUCAGUCCACCUUCGCGUCGUGCAGUGCUGAUGGCAGCCUGAAAGUUUGGGAUGUUCGCGAGAAGGAGCGAAAGAAGCCAGCCAUGAAGGUGGCUGAUGCGCAUGGCGGCUCUGAUGUGAAUGUCCUGAGCUGGAGCCCCAUCGUUGGGGAGCUGAUUGUCACAGGUGCCGACGAUGGAGGCUUCAAGAUCUGGGACACCAGGCAUGCCGCCGCAGGGCCCAUGGCCAACUUUCUGUGGCACCGGCAACCGGUGACUUCAGUGGACUGGCAUCCAACAGACGAGACCGUCCUGGCUGUGGCCUCUGCAGACGAUUCUGUCUCGCUGUGGGACAUGGCGGUUGAGGACGAUGCUCCAGGCAGGGAGGCGCCGCAAGGAGCAGAUCACUUCCCUCCGCAGCUUUUGUUCCUGCACCAGGGCCAGAAGGAGCCAAAAGAGCUAUGCUGGCAUCCUCAACUUCCCAGUGUGUGCAUCGCAACUGCUGCAAGUGGCUUCAACAUCUUCAAGACAUGCAACAUUUAG
Messenger RNA from Effrenium voratum, 1371 nucleotides. Lineage: Eukaryota; Dinophyceae; Suessiales; Symbiodiniaceae. The record is from the annotation of a GenBank genome assembly.